Molecule: messenger RNA, 1290 nt
Organism: Sparassis crispa
Lineage: Eukaryota; Fungi; Basidiomycota; Agaricomycetes; Polyporales; Sparassidaceae
Exons: 3
Coding region: 1-1290 (429 amino acids)
Source: RefSeq, a predicted model, not a curated record
AUGCCCAUCCUGGAUGAUGCCUACGAUAUGAUUCAGUCUGUGAUAGCUCAAAUCACCACUAUUGAUGCACGUAGCUUCACCACGACUGAUCUGGAGAUCUACAACUUGAAGAAGCAACUGGAGAGAUUGAGGGCAGAAACAGAGUUCUACAAGAAGGAGACACAGAAGCUUAGAGGGCACGCUCAUAGAUCUGCAGUUGAAAUCCAGGCGACGGGAGAAAGACUGUAUGGUGCAAAAUGCGAGAUUCGCCGUUUGCAGACCUGCCAGGAAGAAACAGAAGCCGCGCACCAGCAGGUGGUCCAAGACUCAGACAGCAAGACUCAUGAACUUAUAGCUCUCCAGAAGAAACAUCAUGCCAUUGAAGCACUCCUUAGAAUCCAUAGCGUGGAGCUCCAGGAUGCGCAGCAAUACUUGUCGAAGGUCGACAAUGUCCCAGAUGCCGAUGUCCUUCAUGCCAUUCAAAAAGUCAAUGCAGAAGUUUUCCACAUGGCAGCACAGCUUGCAGAGUCACUGAAAUUCGACAAUCAUUGCCCUGUAGACUUCUGCAAUCAGUUGGAGGAAGGCACCCAACUCGAGGGACGCUUGGGACUGACGCUAGUCCAAUCUCGGAAAUGUUUGGGACACCAAGACGACCCAAUCUGUGUGCAGAUUGCCUUGCAGGGAUGCAUGACCAUGUUCUCAAACUGGGUUAUAGAGACAUGGGACUUCCUGAAUUAUACAGACAAGGGGCCCUUCGGAAACGUGUACGCAUCCCUGAACGAGAAAGAGACCCAAAAUGUUGCCGGCAGGUGGCGAGUUCUGACUCGUUCUCACAUCAAGUCACUUUUGCCCAAGGAACCCGAAGUGGCACGCAGGUUGCAGAAUCUGCUGAUAUACAAUAUCAGUGAAGUCCUUCACACUGCUGGUUUACGACAGCGGCCCCAGGAGAUGGAGGAGGCCCUUGAGCGCAUUCACGGGGAGCAAAUGGGCUCUGUCAUCAGGUUGUGCCUUGGCCUUCGCACUGCAACGGGAGAACACAUUUUAUCCAGAGACAUCGAAACUCUGGUUGUGGAACCAGGUGUAUCCUUCGAUGUCGAACAGAUGCAAGAUGCGUUUAAUGGGGUAGACAUUGAAAAGGGCAGGACGGCUGUCCUCUGCGUGACGGAACUUGGGCUGCGAUGUGUCGAAAAGGAUGGUAAUGGCAAAAUGCAUCGCACAACAUUGCUAAAGCCAAAGGUAGCAUUGGAGACCAUGGUACGGGAGUUGGGGGAGCUCGGUUUCAGUGACUUGAAGAUCUCGGGCCCAGUGUGA